Molecule: messenger RNA, 315 nt
Organism: Striga asiatica
Lineage: Eukaryota; Viridiplantae; Streptophyta; Magnoliopsida; Lamiales; Orobanchaceae
Source: the annotation of a GenBank genome assembly
AUGGAAAAGAAAAAAUCAUUUCCUUAUUAUUACUCCUCUUCUUAUGCCGAGGCCCGAUCCGACUUUGAAGAUCGUGCUAAAUCAUAUAGUUUUAACGGGCCGAGGGAUGACCCGGAAGUGAGGAGGAGAAAAAGGGUAGCAGGCUACAACAUGUAUGCUAUGGAAGCUAAACUCAAAUCCUCGUUGAUAAGCAGCUUUAAGUGGAUCAAGAACAGCUUGUCCAAGGAUUGUAAUAUUUGGCAAUGGAGCUCAAGAUUAAUAGGAGCAUGGCUUGGAGAAGAAAGGAAAAUGGAAAUGCUUACUAAAAGCUUGGUU